GUCUCACUGGCGUUGUACAAGCAUCAAACAGGCACAGGGAAGAGCUUAUACCUCAUACACUUGUUUUCACUGAAGAGGCUGGUAUUAUUUUACUAUGAUCGCUAUGAGAGAUUAGACACCUGAACUGACUAUGAACUGUUUUCAACACACCUAGAAAAUAAAAUUACUCUUUAACCAAAUGUCUUACCCGACAAACACAUUUCAGUAGAAGAGUGAGAAUGGAGAACAGCACUCUAGCCCAGGGGAUGGAUUUAAAUGCCACCCUAAGUGAAGCACUGAAGAAGAUGCCCCAGGACUCUAUAGAAGUCCAGGUUGUCACUAUUCUCCUGGCUUUGUUAAUAUGUGGAGUUGGUAUAGCUGGUAACAUCAUGGUAGUCUUGGUAGUUCUCAGAACCAAGCAUAUGAUGACCCCAACAAACUGCUACCUGGUCAGCUUAGCUAUAGCUGACCUUAUUGUCCUUUUGGCUGCAGGACUUCCAAAUAUUUCUGAGGUGGUCGCCUCUUGGAUUUACGGCUAUACAGGUUGCCUCUGCAUUACAUACCUACAAUACCUGGGCAUUAACGUCUCUUCGUGUUCAAUAACAGCUUUCACCAUCGAGAGAUACAUAGCGAUCUGCCACUCCAUCAAAGCCCAGUUUAUCUGCACUGUCUCCAGGGCAAAGAAGAUCAUAGCUUGCGUGUGGAUUUUCACCUCUGUCUAUUGUAUUAUGUGGUUCUUCUUGGUGGACACCAACGAGACCAUCUACGCUGACGGUGUGGUUGUCAAAUGCGGCUACCGUGUCUCAAGGAAUCUCUACAUGCCCAUCUAUUUCCUGGACUUUACCUUGUUCUAUGUUAUACCGCUCAUCGUAGCGACUGUGCUGUAUGGUUUGAUAGCCAGGAUUUUGUUCAUGAACCCCCUUCCUGCUAACCCUCAUGACAGAGUGGGCACGGACUCGAUUCACCAAGGAAGAUCUCAAAACGCCAUGAAGCUCUCCUGUAAACCAAACAAGGGUGCCAUGUCGUCAAGAAAGCAGGUAACAAAGAUGCUGGCUGUUGUGGUGAUCCUGUUCGCUCUCCUGUGGAUGCCCUACCGCACUCUGGUGGUGGUCAACUCCUUUAUGGACCCUCCUUAUCUCAAUACCUGGUUCCUGCUCUUCUGCAGGAUGUGUGUUUACACAAACAGCGCCAUCAACCCCAUCAUCUACAAUCUGAUGUCCCAGAAGUUUCGGGCUGCUUUCAAGAAACUGUGUAAGUGUAAGCAACAGAGGCCUGAGAAGGUGACCAAAUACAACGUGCCUGUUUAUUACAGCGUCAUGAAGGACUCCUCCCACGAAAGCCCUGACCAUGAUGUCACAGAGCAGGAGGAUAUGAAUGGCUUUCCAAUGCCAAGCAGGAAAGUCAACUUUACUGACAAAUGCAAUGACACCAAUACAACAUUUAGUGUGGCCUGAAAUGCUUAUUUAUGACACUUCAAAUAAAGCGUUCCAUGCACAUAGUGGGUCGUUUCUCAAAGAGAUGUGUCAGGUUGUUGCUCCUUUGUUUUGUUUUUAAUCGCCUGAGCAUUUCCACAAGCAUGACAACAAAGAGAUUUUACUGCAUCUUGAAACUAGAUUUUUAAAGGUUAGGGUCACAUUUACAAAAUAUAACCCAUUGUGCUAUGCCUUAUAAAAGUUUACCACAGUAAAUGUGCAUGUACUUCUGCAGCUUUUCCCUCCUUUCCCCAUGGUUCAAGUAUGAAUUGACAAUAGUUUGCCAUGGUGUGCCAUGUGUUUUUAUAUAUGCCUUACCAUAACUCUCUGGGCUUUAGUACACUUUGCUAUACUUUUACUAUGGUGAACUUUUCUAAAUCAAUUUCUAAAAGCUUCAGAUAAUCAACUCAGGAGGUUAAUUUAAGAGCUCCUGAGUUGUUUUUUUGCUGGUUCUGUAAUUAGUAUUUGGUGCAAACGUAGCACAGUGGUAAAUGCUUUGUGAAUACAGUCAAUGUGUUUUUCUCUCCACAGUUGGUUUCAAACUGUACAGCAUUUGUGAAUAUAACUAGAUUUUUUAGUUUGUGUUUUUAAUACCUCAGCUUCAUUUUGAAAACAGCUGAACAGCCCCUCCAUCAAGGAAGUCUCUCACAUUAAAGGUAAUUAAUAUAUAUUUUAAAAAGCAAGAUUCUACUUGAAAACAGCUGUACAGCCCCUCCAUCAAGGAAGUCUCUAUCAUUAAGGGUAAUUAGGCUUGUAGCAUGCAUUCUUGGUUUGAGGGAUUUUAUUAGUGGAAAAGAUUUUGAAAGACUACUCCCCUUUUUCAAUUUGGCUGCGAGUCUGUGCCCUCAAUUUUAAGAAAAUUGUGUAUCAAUGUUAUAUCAAAUGCACCUAAAUUGACAUGAUAAAGUAAGUACCACUUUUAAGUGCAUCUAAUCACUGCGUAUUUACAUAGUAGUUACUUAGUAAAUACAUGUGUACUUACACAUAGUUGAAAUGUUAUUAUGCACAAUUUCAAUGUACUUAAUGUGUACAUCUUUUUACAUGAUAUAAACCUAACCAUAGGAUCGCUAACCCUAAUUCUUUUCUGGUACAAUUGUGUACUUACAUAUACUGUGCAAAAAGAUUUACACAUUAAGUACAUUGUAACAAUGCAUAAUAACACUGUGAUUAUGUGUGCGUACACAUGUAUUUACUAUCGCACUACUAUGUAAAUACACAGUAAUUAGAGAAUGUCACGUGUUACUUAAAGUAUUGGUGCAUCUAUACUCAAAUGAAGACAGACACGCUUGACAUGAUAAUUCUCAAUGGAGAAAAUAUUUACUGUGUAAAUUUUGUACAGUACAGUAAGUAAGAUUGAUAUUUUAGUUACAUUGUUUUUAGUUGUGUCCAUUGCGUAUCGAAAUAUUGCUCAUGGAAUCACUGCUGUACAGAAUAAUGUUGCUCUGAU
Molecule: messenger RNA, 2898 nt
Organism: Acipenser ruthenus (sterlet)
Lineage: Eukaryota; Metazoa; Chordata; Actinopteri; Acipenseriformes; Acipenseridae
Product: thyrotropin-releasing hormone receptor-like
Exons: 3
Coding region: 219-1433 (404 amino acids)
Biological process (GO): phospholipase C-activating G protein-coupled receptor signaling pathway
Cellular component (GO): membrane
Molecular function (GO): thyrotropin-releasing hormone receptor activity
Source: RefSeq, a predicted model, not a curated record